CGUGCGCAGCAGGACAGGGCUCGGGGUCGCACGCGUCCUUCCCCCACGGGCCCGCGCGCUGCUUGGCCGCGACCGGAAGCCUCAGCAUGCUGAUCCCAUUUUCAAUGAAGAAUUGCUUCCAGUUACUUUGUAACCUCAAGGUCCCAGCAGCUGGUUUUAAAGACACAGUUAAAAGUGGGCUCAUUUUACAGUCAGUUUCCAAUGAUGUUUACCAAAACCUGGCUGUAGAAGACUGGAUCCAUGACCAUAUGAAUCUAGAAGCCAAGCCGGUUCUUUUCUUUUGGAGGAAUUCUCCCUCUGUUGUAAUUGGUCGGCAUCAGAACCCUUGGCAGGAAUGUAACCUGAAUCUGAUGAGAGAAGCAGGUGUAAAACUAGCUCGGAGGAGAAGUGGAGGAGGAACAGUCUACCAUGAUAUGGGUAACAUCAACUUGACUUUUUUUACAACCAAAAAAAAGUACGAUAGGAUGGAAAAUCUAAAAUUAGUUGUUAAAGCUCUGAAGGCUGUCCAGCCGCAGCUGGAUGUGCGGGCUACCAAAAGGUUCGACCUUUUACUUGAUGGACAGUUUAAAAUCUCAGGAACAGCUUCCAGGAUUGGCCAGACCGCUGCUUAUCACCACUGCACUUUGCUAUGCAGUACCGAUGGGACCUUCUUGUCAUCUUUGUUGAAGAGCCCUUACCAAGGGGUCAGGAGUACUGCCACUGCGAGCACACCUGCCUUAGUAAAAAAUCUUAUGGAAAAAGAUCCCACCCUGACCUGCGAAGUAGUGAUAAAUGCUAUUGCCACAGAGUAUGCUACAUCUCAUCAAAUCGAUAAUCACAUUCACCUGAUAAACCCAACAGACGAGACGCUGUUUCCUGGAAUAAACAGCAGAGCCAAAGAACUACAGACCUGGGAGUGGAUAUAUGGCAAAACUCCAAAGUUCAGUGUAAACACUUCCUUCAGUGUGUUAUAUGAACAUUCACACUUGGAAAUUAAAGUAUUCAUAGACAUAAAGAAUGGAAGAAUUGAAAUCUGUAAUAUUGAAGCACCUGACCAUUGGUUGCCGCUGGAAAUACGUGACAAGUUAAAUUCAGGUUUUAUUGGUAGUAAAUUUUGCCCAAUUGAAACGACUAUGCUUACAAGUAUAUUACAUAGAACAUGUCCAGAAGAUGAUGAACUACACAGUAAAUGGAAUAUGCUCUGUGAAAAAAUUAAGGGAAUAAUGUGAUUCCAAGUAAAUUUCUUAAUAUCGACAGUUUCAAUGACAGAAUUAAAAAUGUUUACAGUGCAUUGUCUGUCUCUUAAAAUAAAAAAGAUCUAGUCUCCUUCA
This is a messenger RNA of Lagenorhynchus albirostris (white-beaked dolphin), 1310 nucleotides long. It is a transcript of the gene LIPT1, whose product is annotated as lipoyltransferase 1. The record is from RefSeq and is a predicted model, not a curated record. NCBI's taxonomy places the organism in Eukaryota, Metazoa, Chordata, Mammalia, Artiodactyla, Delphinidae. Gene Ontology annotation, biological process: protein lipoylation. The transcript is spliced from 2 exons. Gene Ontology annotation, molecular function: lipoyltransferase activity. Gene Ontology annotation, cellular component: mitochondrion; cytoplasm. The coding region runs from base 87 to 1208 and encodes 373 amino acids.